CACUAGCAUUUUGUUCCAGGAUCCGGGAGCACAUUUGUACCAAGCACAGGUGUGUGCAUUCUUGAUGCUUCAGGGCCUGUGCAGCUCUUUGACUUUCUAGCGAGAACGUAUGUACUGUGGAUAAUGGCGAACCUCCCUUCUUGCUGCUGCCAGUCUGACGAUGAGGAAGCCAGCCAUGCCGAGCAGGAACUGCACAUGCUGGGUGAUCCUUCCGCAAUGCCACAUCAUGAUGAAGGUCUUCCCAUGAAGGACUAUGAGAGUCUUAACUAUGACCAGUGUCCCAAUGUUCCCUAUCGGACCAAGAUCAAGAGCCUAUCUGAAAAGACAUUUGCAUGUCAAUAUCUUAUGCGCUGGGUGAUGGUAGCAGCUAUUGGUGCAACAACAGGAUUUAUCGCUUUUCUCAUUGACUUUAUCGUGCGCCGUCUGACUCAGUUGAAGUUCAACACAGUGCGAGACCAUCUUCUAGUAUGGGCACCACAGGGCAACCUCAUCCUGGCGUUAUUGCUGCUUGUUGCUUUCAAUGCGGCAUUCGCUCUGGUUGCAGCGAUUCUGACAGCAAUAGAGCCGGUAGCUGCAGGCAGUGGAAUACCGGAGAUCAAGUGUUACCUGAAUGGUGUAAAGGUACCACAUGUUGCCAGGUUACGCACUCUUGUGUCCAAGGCUGUUGGUGUACUGUUCAGCGUAGCGGGAGGUUUCUUUGUUGGCAAGGAGGGUCCCAUGAUCCACACGGGUGCUAUUGUAGGCUCCGGUCUACCACAAUUCCAGAGCAUAGCAUUCCGCUUUAUCAAUUUUGACUACUCCUACUUCCGGUCUGAUCGUGACAAGAGAGACUUUGUAUCUAGUGGAGCGGCAGCUGGAGUAGCAGCUGCAUUUGGUGCACCGAUCGGAGGCGUGCUCUUCAGUUUAGAAGAAGGCUCGUCGUUCUGGAACCAGGCGCUGACAUGGAGAACGCUGUUCUGUUCCAUGGUGUCCACGUUCACCCUCAACUUCUUCCUGUCCGGAACGUCCGAGAUUGGCUGGGGCCGUCUUAACGAACCCAGUCUCAUUGACUUUGGAGAGUUUGAGUGUGAGUUUGGGCAUUCCUGCAACCUGUGGACAGCCACUGACCUGGUGAUUUUCGUUGCCAUCGGCGCUAUCGGCGGCUUGCUGGGUGCAGCGUUCAACACGCUCAACACUAUUCUGACGCGCUAUCGCAUGAAGCACGUACAGCGCAAGGGCAAGAUAGUCAAAAUUCUGGAGGCCAUUCUCAUCUCCAUGGUGACGACGACGGCGACGUUUGCCGCCCUGACGAUGAUGGGGACCUGCCAGCCGUAUGUAGCCUCGGUGAUUCCGCAGGACGUGGAGCUGAACAACGACACGGUGACAUUCUUCUGUCCCGAUGGCUACUUCAACGACAUGGCCACGCUCUUCUUCAAUCCACAGGAAGCUGCCAUCAAAGAGUUCUUCCAUCAAAAGGCAACCUUUUCCAUUCCGACGCUGGUGUGUUACCUGGUGAUGUUUUUCAUUCUGGCGUGCUGGACCUACGGCGCUGGUAUACCCAGUGGUCUGUUUGUCCCCUGCAUUGCCUGUGGUGCGUCCUAUGGACGACUAGUGGCCGAAAUAUUGGUCAAGGUCGGGUAUCUGAAUGAAGCCAAUGUUUCAGUGGGGACGUACUCGCUGAUCGGUGCUGCUGCUUUCCUUGGCGGUGUGGUACGCAUGACCAUCAGCUUGACGGUUAUUCUGAUGGAGUCUACGAACAACAUCAGCUAUGGAGUGCCCAUUAUGAUCACACUAAUGGUGGCCAAGUGGAUUGGAGACCUGUUCAAUGAGGGUCUGUACGAUAUUCACAUCCACCUGCGCGCCAUACCGCUACUGGAAUGGGAAGCUCCAGACAUCACGCACAGAAUGACAGCAUCGCACAUCAUGUCCACGCGCAUCAAGUACCUGUAUCCGAACACGCGUGUGCGUUCGUUGGUGCACAUGCUACGCACCACAGCACACAGUGCGUUCCCCGUCAUCACCAAACACAAGCGUUCCACACAGCUACAGGAGCUAGUGUCCCCACCAGCCAGCAGCACCAGUGCCAGUGCAGAUCAGGACCCUGGUUUGGCAGCCAGCACGCGUACUGAGUACUCCAAGGUACGGCUUCGUAGUAAUGUGAACCAGAACAAUCCCGAGUACAUGGCACUCUGCCGUGCGCACGCUAUGCAGCAUGCACCCGACUUACUCAGCAUCCGUACGUCCCGGAUGACCUUCUCUAUGUCCCAUUCCGGUCACGUCUCGCGUCAAGCCAGCAAUAACAUGUCACGCCAACCCAGCAAUGAAAGCAGUAGCGAACCAUCGCCUCUCGGCCCCUCGCCCAUGUCCUCGUCCACAUCCUCACUGCACAGUGAUCAGCAUGACAUGCAGGGCAGCGAGACUGUCCUGCUCUUUCACGGCAUGGUGCUGCGGCAUCACCUAGUCAAGUUGCUCAAGGAGCGCUUGUGCGUGCCAGAGGAAGAAGUCGAGGAGCAAUCUAAACUCUCAGUGUUGGAUUAUGACAAGUUGCUUUGUGACUAUCCACGCUUUCCUGACAUUCACGAUAUCACGGUGGCAUCGGAAGACAUGGACAAAAUUGUGGAUUUGACGCCCUACAUGAACCCAUGUCCGUACACCGUGUCGGCUCUGAGCCCGGUCCCGUACGUGUUCAACCUGUUCAGAACGAUGGGACUGCGACACUUGCCAGUUAUGGACAGCAUGGGACAGAUUGUGGGAGUGAUCACGCGGCACAACCUGACGCAUGCUUUCCUGGAGCGCUGCAUGGAAAGACACGGCUUGUCCCAUGACUAACGUACCAACAGUGAAGUUUUCCCACUAAAUAAUGGCUUUUUUACGAUUUUACUUUGAAGUGCAGGAAUCCUGAUAAUGAUUUUACGUCGGCGUACGCUGAAAUCUGGAGUGUGCGUGUUUUUGUGCUGGACUUGAUGACACUUUUGCGAAUGGUCUGAGCAAGCACGGCGCACGGCCAUAUGUCGGAUGGACAGCCUGUUUAUGACGCCUGCCUGCGUGUACGUGUGCACCACUCAAACUGUCAAAGUCUUGAUUGUUCCUGACCGGUGCACGUCGUGAAUUCUUCCAGGACUGGCCCUGAUCUGCACCGAUCUGUAGCUUGAGACGAGGGUCACAUGCUGUUGGCAUCCUGAGUCGCCUGAGUUCGCUUUGUAUGAUGUGGAUGCUUGCUUGACGUUGUUCACUUGUAGAAGGUAAAACCAUCCAGCGCCUAUGGUAUCUUCUUCCAACUGUGAAUUUCCGUGUCGGACAGACUCCCAGCUUAUAUCACCUUGCUUGACUUGGUUUUCCCUGGAGCUGGGUACAGUGAUGUGUUUGUGAAGGCCAUUGCCACAAUUCACCUCGGCUCACUUGCUGAUGUCGAGUCUGUGAUUGCUUUUGUGCGGCUUAGCACAUGUUUUGGGCAGUGGCAACCCCGCGUCGCAUCGCUGCGUUUCUGCUCGUGUUGCACUGUGCUGCACCAGUUGCCACGUCGAACCUCCCCCGCCCAUAUGCCCGGAGUGAAGAUGCCUUCUUCUCUGUUUGCACAGUGUUUGGCGGCGGCUCUUCAAACUGCAUACCUAGGACGCUGUCUGUCUGAUAGCACAGAGGAACAUCAGCAGGCAUGCAUGUGCAGCUUGAGUCUGUGCUGAUCCAUCUCUGGACUCUGAUGGUGGUCACGGGCCCACAGUGCUUCUAUCCCAAUCCCCCGCCGCUUGACGCAGCAUGCAGAGAGAUCCAUUGCUGCCUAAUUCUGACUGUAUUUGCCGUCAUGCUGUAUCAAGUGUUUAUGCUCCACUACGUGGUGAGUGUUGAAUUGGCAGGCGUGUAUCCACAACUAAAAUAACUUGUUGACUUAUUUAUUACAUCUAUUUUAUUUUUUAUCAUCAUGCUUUUUUUAACUUAUUUUAUAUAGUUUGUAUUGCGUACAUAAGACGAAAACUCCGUGAGAGUUUGCAUCCUCCCAAAGUGAAUAUUUCCAGUCGUAUGCAUUGAACACAUAGGAUAUGAA
Messenger RNA from Sycon ciliatum, 4018 nucleotides. RefSeq names its product H(+)/Cl(-) exchange transporter 6-like. Gene Ontology annotation, biological process: transmembrane transport; chloride transport. Gene Ontology annotation, molecular function: voltage-gated chloride channel activity. Gene Ontology annotation, cellular component: intracellular membrane-bounded organelle; lysosomal membrane. The record is from RefSeq and is a predicted model, not a curated record. The transcript has 24 exons. NCBI's taxonomy places the organism in Eukaryota, Metazoa, Porifera, Calcarea, Leucosolenida, Sycettidae. Bases 124 to 2808 code for a protein of 894 amino acids.